GUGUACUAUAAGUCUAUAAUGCUGAGAGAACUGGAAUGUGGGGAUCGAAGUACAUGUUGUGAAUAAGUUAUGGAUGGACUGUGGUAACUGCUUUGUGGCUGGUGAGCUGGCAAAGUUGGUCGAUUUUAUUCCAAAAAAUAUGAUAAGAUUGGUAUUAUUAACAUGACGAGAGUCUAUGUGGCCUUUGUUUCUUGGAAAAUUCAAUUGCCUUAUGAUUACAACCAUUGUUAUACUGAAUUGCAGGUUUACAUAAUAAGGUCCAAUGAUUUGGCCGAAGUGGAUGGGGCUUUAGGUCUACUGAAUUUGGAUGCUCAUAUAAAACAAAAUGGCGCAGGCAAGUUUAUAAUACCGUCAAGGUUACUGUUUUCUCAGUGAAUUUCCUGUUGAUUAGUGGUAUUGUUUUUGGAUGGCAGAUUUCAUGGAACAAAAGGGUAAUGUAAAUGCAGUAAUGGCCAUUGUACCCAGCAAAAGUGCCAAGAAAAGGCGCUGUAAAGUUCCCCAAUCAUCUUUCCUUCGAAAGAAGAAGAGGAAGCCUAGCAAGCCAAGAUCAUCAUUUCAUGACGGGCAACCACCAGCUGGGCAAUCUGAAAACGACAGCGAAGAAGUUGGUUCUGAAGUCUUGGAAGGUUUCAAAUUAUCCUUUCCUGGACUUAAGUUUGAAGAUAUCCAAAGCUUUGAGGACUUUAGCAUUGUGAUCGAAGGGUUAGUCUUAGAUUCUGAACUAACUGAAGACGUACGAAGAAAGUACUACAAGCUCUGUUGCUGUCAAAAUGCUUUCCUUCAUAAAAAUCUCAUCAAGGGGCUCAAUUUCAAGCUGAUUGCUGGGGUCAUUUCUGAAACCAUUAGUAUUGCUGAUGCCAUGAGAGGUUGCGAUCUUUCAACUUCACAGGAUGAGUUUGCUACCUGGGAUAAGACAUUGAAAGCGAUUGAGCUUUUCGGUAUGAAUGUCGGGUUUCUACGUGCUAGGCUAACACACCUUGUUACCCUUGCCUUUGAUUCUGAAGAUGCUGCAAAAACAAGAAGGUACAUGGAAGCUAGAACUGAGAGACUCCACAUUGAAGAUGAGAUAAGAAACAUAGAAGCAAAGCUUGAAGGACUGAAAGCAACGCAUGAAAGGUACGGAUCUGAUGUCGAGAAUCUGAAAACAAGAGCUGAAAGAUACGAGGUCAGGUUUAACCGGGAGGUUCUUGCUCCAUGGUAAACUUUACUAUGGAUUCAAACAUCACCGAGAGUCGCGAUACUUUCACUAUGGUGCAGGGGAGUAGUUUUCUUACUCGGAAACUAAGGUGUUUGGUUUCUGGAUGGCUUGCGGUUGCUUGAGAUCAGAGGUGGAAAGCAACAGUAGUGUAGAAAAGUGUGAUAAACAUGGUGUAAUAUUUCCAAAAUUUAAAUGUUGUAGACAGUUAAUGUGCCUAGCAAAUGAAGAGAGAACAUUGUAAUGAUCUUCCUGUUUGUAAGCAGGGUAAUGUUGUAAUCUUUGUAGACGUGUAAUGAUUUGAAGAACCAUGUAUCGCCAUUUUUCUGGAAUUGCUCUUCCUUACAUUUUCAGCUUGUUCAGGUUUUCAUGUGACAGCAUACUGUAAACAUAACAAGCAGGUUUUUGUUGUUUUGGAGAUGCAGAUAGUUAAUGCACUCUGCGGCUGGUACUUCUCCCAGUAGGCUGCAAAGACUGGCUAAGGUAAGAGAUCUUUGCCCUUGAUAUUUAUUAUUUUUUCCCUAGCUGUAGCUGAGACUAAUAUUCUGUCACUUAUCUAAUAGCAGAAUCAGCCCUUUUUUUCUCAAUCGGAUGCAUCAUGGAUGGGGAGCCACUCUGUCCAGUAUAUACACUUUUGACUGCUGAGGAGGCUGAUUUCAGGGGUAGAUUAGCCAGACUUAUCAGAAAGCUUUUGCUGCAGAAAAUAAAGGUGGUGGUCAUAACAAAGAAAACGGUGGAGGUAAGCAUUCGAACCCAAAAGUCAUUUUAUUGGCUCUUUUAGUUUCCAUCUCCAAUCAAAUUGAACUACUUUAGCUCUACGAGACUAGGACUAUAAACAGUAUAACGUUAC
Messenger RNA from Linum trigynum, 2045 nucleotides. The record is from the annotation of a GenBank genome assembly. Lineage: Eukaryota; Viridiplantae; Streptophyta; Magnoliopsida; Malpighiales; Linaceae.